AAACUGCGAAGGGAGGUGUCGCGAGAAGCUGCCAAGAAUCUGUCAAUGAUGAGGAUGAUGUUGAGGUCCCUAGCCUCCCUCUGCUUCCUGGCUGCUGCUGCCUUAGCCGUCCCUGCUCAGGAGAAGCGCAUCCUUCACCAGGCUGAUCUGAGUGACCGCGCCCAUGACGAUGCUCACGGCUUCCAGUACGACCAUGAUGCCUUCCUGGGCAAAGAGGAGGCCAAGACCUUCGAUCAGCUGACCCCCGAGGAGAGCAAAGACAAACUAGGGAAGAUUGUGGAGCGCAUUGACACGGAUAAGGAUGGCUACAUCAGCCAUGCAGAGCUGCACAACUGGAUCAAACACCGGCAGAGGAGGUAUAUCGCGGAGAAUGUGAACAAACACUGGAAGGACUACGACAAGAACCAAGACGGAAAGAUAAGCUGGGAAGAGUACAAAAACACCACCUACGGAUACUACCUGGACGAGGAGUUUGAUGACGUCGAAGACAAGGCCACCUAUAAGUCCAUGCUUACCCGGGACGAGAGGCGCUUCAAGACAGCUGACCGAGACGGUGACGGUAUCGCCACACGUGAGGAGUUCACUGCCUUCCUUCACCCGGAGGAGUACGAUUACAUGAGAGACGUGGUGGUGCAGGAAACCAUGGAGGACAUCGAUAAGAACGGCGAUGGCAAGGUCGACAUAGCUGAGUACAUUGGUGACAUGUAUACAUCAGAGGAUGGGGACGGCGAGCCGGACUGGGUCCAGACAGAGAAGAAGCAUUUCUCCGAGUUCAGAGAUGCCAACAAGGAUGGCUACCUGGAUGCUGGUGAGGUAGCCCACUGGGUUCUGCCGGGAGAUGUUGACCAUGCUGACAAUGAAGCCAAACACCUGAUCCAUGAGACGGACACCGACAAGGACCAGAAAAUUACCAAGAAGGAGAUUCUGGCCAACUGGAACAUGUUUGUGGGCAGCCAGGCCACCAAUUACGGGGAGGACUUAAUAAGGAGACACGAUGAACUUUGAUGAGCUGUCAGAAGCUCAUUGGGAGAAUAUGGUUACCAUGGUUUUGGGGUGGGGGUUCUGACUCUGGGGUAAAGGGUGUAAUUAUGUACCUUUGGUCACGCAUGCACAUACACACAAACACAAUCCAUUGAAAUUCAGCAUUCACUCACAUACUGUGUAUGUGAAUACAGACGCUAAACUUCUCUCUUUGCUUCAUUUACAUAUCCUCAUGGGGUUUUUAACUGAGAUGACACAUUCCUGUUGUCUGAUGAAAACUGUGCAUCUCCACAAUUACAAACUAAAGAAACUGUGGAUAAUGUCCAACAUUCACUGGCAUCCAGCUGACACAGUUAUUUUUCUAUGAGCCUGAGAGGUUCAAACGUAGUCCCAACACAUCGUGUUCUGAAGACCAGCAAACAUUGAGAUACUGAGUUUUUACCUGAGAUGGUUACAUUUACCAGAAAGCAUGUGAACAGUUGCUCUCAAGAAGUGUAUGAAGUGACUUCAGGGGGUUUGACUAUUAAAGUCUUCUUUUUUCUACAAAUGCAGUUUAUUUGUUAUUUAUUUGUGUAUAUUAUAUUGUGAUUAUGAGAACAGUGUAGCUCUCUACAUGAAUAGGAGGUGAUUUUCUGGUUACUGGUAUAUUUCUGACUAUUUUCCUACAAUAUGACAUUUAGUCUGAAGGUGUUAAAGCAGAUGUACAGAUAUUUAUCAACUUUCAGCAGAAUCAUAUUCAUACAUCUCUUCAUGUUAUCAGUGGUCCAGAAGAAUACUUAUAUUUCAUUUAAAACACAACAAUCAGUUUUUGUUUUACAAAUCUCAUGUAUUGCUUUGACCUUGUUCUUGAUUAUUUGUAAUUUUGUGUACAUUUUAUUAUGAUGAUAUUUACAGUAUUGGAAACUACCACUUAAUGAGUUAACUGAGCAGGUUGUGUGUCAUAACAGGUACGGAUUCCUUUACCAAAGCACAACACAUUUUCAAGUCCUCUUCCAGCUCCACCAGUGUCCAGUCAAAAGAAAUCCUUUCAGAGCCAGCAGCUCCUGAGAGAGGGUUAAGUCUUAAAAAGUCCAACAUGACCUGUUUGAGUUAACAGCUGAGAAAACCACCUAAAUAUACUUUUCCUGAUCUGACCAUUAUCAUUAUUAUUAUUAUGUAGUUACUUUAGUACCUCAGGCUUAUGUUCAGCAGAGGCUGAGCCACCUUAAUGUUUACUCCCCGGUACAGGUCAAGCUCCAGAAACAUGGAUUGCACGCUCCCAUAAUACAGUUUGAUAGCGUCUUUGGCCCCUUCCUGUAUGGUGAAGACAUUUUUCAGAUGCCACACCUCCAGAUUCGAAUGCAUGCUUUCUGUUAGACAUCUAUUCUUUCAAGAUCACGCUAUUCUCUCAGCCACCGAUGAUUUUCACAGUCAGUAGUACUCUUGAGGAUGAGUAAAAUCAUCUUACAUUGACCUGUCCCACUUUUUAUAGAGCAUCACGAACAACACAUAACAAUUUACAACCACGAUUGCGUUAUAAAAUUAAGCAGACAUUUAAAGACAGCAGACAGAACGAAGUGAAUAUUCAGUAAAUUAAGUUAAAAAAAAGCAAAAUAACUAUAUAAGAAUGUACAGAAGUAGGGAGGGGUUUUCAGGCAGGCUUUUGCCAACUCAUCAUUUAGGCUGUGUCUUUACCUGUCCCACUUAUUCUGACUAGUUUUCAGACUUAACUUUUCCUCAGUUACAAUCGACCAGCCCAACUGAAACCCAGCUUUCAUCUGUCAGAGACCAAACAGCAGUCAAACUGUGAUUGUUGGCGACGCUCAGAUAUUAAUCAUCUAUCUGCUCAUUAUUUCAGUCAUCAAAUGUACUCCCAACGUACUAGCUUUAGGCUACUUGAGUACUUUCUUCAAAAUAAAGCAAACUAUUUUACACCAGGGUAAAAAUUAUGAAACAUAAUAGUGUUUUCACCAUUUGCUUUCAUGUCAAAUAGAAGACACAAACGAAUUUAUGGGCAACCAAUCUGAAGGAUGUUUAAAAGUAUUGUUAGUAAUGUGCUUAUUGUGAUUUUGUGUGUUUUUAACUUUAUAUUGAUUGAUUUCUAUUAUAUGUUUAUGUGCUGCUCUGUAACAGCACAGCAGGUGUAGGGUGUGAUGUGAGCUCAGUGUCUUGUUAUUGGUCAUGAAUGUUUGCAUUAUAUGGCCAGAUGACCUAAUAAAGCAGGACCCACCUGAAGGCCCUUAUCAGGUCAGUUGAUACAAUCUUGCAUCUCCUCAGCACCGUGUCAGCAUCAGUAUCUGAUCUGAUUAAUGGAGCAUAUUCACACAUCGUCAGUAAAGCAGCACAAACCAGGUUGGUAAUCCAGCCUUGCUUUAAACUGGUUCAUCGUGGUGUGCUUCCUCGAUGAAUGUCAUGGGUAAGAAAUAUU
Anarrhichthys ocellatus (wolf-eel) is the source of this 3388-nucleotide messenger RNA. It is a transcript of the gene rcn3, whose product is annotated as reticulocalbin 3, EF-hand calcium binding domain. Gene Ontology annotation, molecular function: calcium ion binding. The transcript is spliced from 8 exons. Gene Ontology annotation, cellular component: endoplasmic reticulum. The coding region runs from base 46 to 1005 and encodes 319 amino acids. NCBI's taxonomy places the organism in Eukaryota, Metazoa, Chordata, Actinopteri, Perciformes, Anarhichadidae. The record is from RefSeq and is a predicted model, not a curated record.